Molecule: messenger RNA, 465 nt
Organism: Clunio marinus
Lineage: Eukaryota; Metazoa; Arthropoda; Insecta; Diptera; Chironomidae
Source: the annotation of a GenBank genome assembly
AUGAAGGAACCGCCAUAUGAUGAAAUUAUUGUGAACAUUGAGUCGAGUAUCCAGAGUAUAUGCCAAAAUGAUAAAUCAAGUGUGAGACGCCUGGUAGGAAAAGCACUGGAAGCGGAAGAAAAGCAGCCUAAAUCAGCAAAUAACAUUGAAAAAACUAUGAAAAACCUGAGAGAGAAAAAAUGCAUCUUCACGAAAGCUGAUAAAAGCAAUGAAGUUGUUAUUUUAGAUAAACAAAAAUAUCUCACUUCAAUGGAAAAUUUGCUCAAUGAGAGCCAAUAUGAAAAAACCAAAUUCAGAAGAGAAUUUCCAGUGGAUAAACUACAAGAAGAAGUUAAGGAGAUGUUCGGUAUUCGUGUUCAGUGUUUUAGAAUUAGUGAUACUUAUUACGUGUUUCAAAACAAUCAAAAUAUAUUAAAAAUUUUGGUCCAAUUGAAACAUUCUUAUUUAAGUUGUGCUUUAACGUAA